AGUCCAAUGUUCAUGAGUAUAACCCUUCUUACAAAGAGUGAGGUUUUACAUUUUACAAGAAAUUAUUAUACGCCAUUUCUAAAUAUUGGGCUCCAAAUGAUAAGGUCUAAAGCUAUUAUAAAAAGAUCUCUAUUUUUUAACCUUUGGGCCCUUAUUUUCCCAAGAAAAUGCCUACAACACAGAAAAUACUGAUGUUCUCUUCGGGCUUUCUCACAAGCUUUGGGGCUUUCAUCGUCAUUUGCUCUGUUCUUGCGACUCAAGAAUGGAUCAGAAGUACUAUUGCCAUUAGUGACCCUUCUUCCAACGGUAGUGUUAUUAUCAACUAUGGACUCUUUCGUGGGAAGAGCAUUCAAGAAUUGAAUCAUGGACUUGCAGAAUCAGACAAAGAUUUUGAAGUUUUAAGGAAACUGAACGAUUCUUCCCAAAAAGUUCUGCACGUGGUGGUUAUCCUGUUCCUGAUCCUCGGUUUGUCCACGACGUUGCUGAGCGCUGGGUUUACUUUCUACAAUAGCGUCAGCAACCCCUACCAGACGUUCCUGGGGCCGGUGGGCGUGUACACCUGGAGCGGGCUCAGCGCAUCCUUCGUUUUUGUGGCCAUGAUGCUGUUUGUGGGGAACAUACAGUCGAAUCAUCUCUCGGAGGAGCUGGCCCAGACGCUGUACCCACUGUACCCCACAGCCACUCACAAAGGGACAGCCCACAGCUAUGGGUACUCAUUCUGGCUCCUGCUGCUCGUCAUUCUCCUAAACAUCGCCACCGUGGUCAUCAUCGUUUUCUACCAGAAGGCCAGAUACCAGUGGAAACAGGAGCAGAGGAAGCCAGUGGAAUAUGCCCCAAAGGAUGGAAUUUUGUUCUGAAUUCUCCAUCAGGUCAUUUUGUCCUUCGGUCUAUGCUGUUGCUCAGCUCCUGAGCGUUAACUGGGUGGCUGGUCUGGACGAUCAGCAUGGCCAAGUCCUGGCUGGCUGUCACUUUGUGAUCGUUACUGUAUCUCAUGACACUAUGUUCUUCAUAAAUGAUGUACCCUUACAAAGGUUUCUUCCCACUCGGAUGGGGAAGAUGAAGGGAAAGGCCUCCAUUCCAUGCCGUGUCCAAAGUGGUAGAAAAACUAUGAGCCUGUGGACCCUCCUGACCUGGUCUCACUCUCUAAAUUAAUAAAGGUUUGUGUUAUACCCCUUUCCUCCAAGCAGCUCAAAGCAUUUUAGCACCUAUGAUCCCAUUCUCCUCAGGAGAGCCUGCGUAUUUUUGUUCCACUCUGUGAAUAAAGAUGGCCAGGCGCAGGGAUUUGGAACCCAUCUUUCCAGGACCAGCUGCCGAAGGCAAAAGGCGAAACUUAUGGGUGAAUGACCUGGUCCUCUGGGCCCCUAGUUGCUAAAGCAACUCAAACCCAGUGGUGGGCAGAAAUGCUGAUGUGUGACCUUCCAAUGCAGUUUUGAGGUUCUGAGGUGUGGUUUUGUAUGGAAAGGGUUAGGAAGUGUGAAGAUUGAAGAGAGAUAAGAAUCAUAAGCUCACAGCCUAUAGGCGAAGGAGGCUAAAUAUAUUUUUGGUUUAAACGGAUUGUGCUGACUUUAGUCAAAAUGGAAAUGCAACAUUGCAACAAGUUCUAGCAACCACCACCUCGGCCAAGCCUCUGCCUGGUCACUGCAGUGUUGGCAUGGGAGUAACUGGUUAGAUGUGAGUGUAUCACCCAUCGGAAAAGUGCUGCCCAGCCGGAGGCUAGCAAGGCGUGGGCUAGAGCACCACAGCUCGUAGGCAUUGCCUGAAUCAAGGCAGGGCAGAUGCAGGACAUAGGUGCAGGGUUGCCCUCUGUGAGCAGGUGGGUAAAACUUGCUCACAGUCUCCUGAAAAGACAAUGAGCACCAGGAAUUUUUGGAAAGCACCAGAAUGGAUUCUACUGACUCUACCAUAGGCUCUUCUAGAAAAUCACUUUGAGGAUCUUUUGGUCUUGAAUAUCCCACAAAUUGGGUGGAACACUGGCAGGAUUCUGAAGUAUUCUUUCAUGUCAGAUGGACCUGAAGUCAAAUGGAGCAGAAAUCCCUUCAUGUAGUUUACCAAGCAGUACCUGUUUGGACAGAAAAAUGUCUCCUUUAUGAAGCCAUCAAGAAUUUAUGACCUCCUUACCUAUUAUUUUUUAACAGCCUGUCUCAGAAAUAAUAUUUUUCAUUCAGGAAACAAUGUAUUGAAUAUCUGUGAUGUCAUUAACAUUGUGCCAACUCAGAAAUCUGCCUCCAGGGAGCUUCCUGGUGAGCAGUCACGGCAGACAUUCAAAAAGCAGCUACUAAAUUCCGUGUGAAACAGGCACUAGUCAAAAGAUGGUCUCUGUAUCCUCCCACCCCAAAGUCCUCCAAGUCAAGGCUACUCUAAUAAAUUAACUUAUUAAGAAACUGAACAUAUUAAAACAUGAUGCUCAACAGUGGAUGUCUAAAUUCUUUGAGGCUAAAAACAUUUAUGUUCUUUGAAGGUCUGAACUUUAUAACAGAUUCUGAUAAUGUGCACAAGGAAUGAGGAGGGAACAGAAGCAGGUAACGAAUCCACGCAAAUGGUUGCUGAAUAGGCAGACACUCCGGUAGUGUACGGGGCCAAGGACACGGAGGAUGUUUGGACUGUAUUUAUUCAUCUCAGUGUUUGAACGGAGCUUGGUUUCUUUGGGGAACAAACUAUCUUAAUCUUAAUAUCCCAGAUGACCUUGAAGGAGCCACUGAAAACCUGAGAAUCAGGUAAAUGGAACUAAAUUUUGCAAUUGCAGAGGUAAAAAGCAUGGCUCCCUUAUGUCUGAAAGCAGAAGGUAAUGAAACUGUGUAUUCAGCAGAAAUUGUGUUAAGGAAAAUUUGUAGGCUACUCACAAACACAGGCAGUGCUGCAGGGCCCAGCUCAGGCCUCCCUACCCCAGCCUACAAGGUGGGACUUUUAGCAAACCUCUGUAUUGCAACAAGGGUGGCUAUUGCUUCAAGGAAAAAGUGCUGUUGAAUAGUAAUUUGCAGCUCUAAAACCACGUAGUACAUGUGCAUUACAUUUGCUGUAAUGGAACCCCAUGAAACACUAUUUUGAAGGGGUCCGAGCUAGUCUGUGGAAACAGAAUGU
Manis pentadactyla (Chinese pangolin) is the source of this 3078-nucleotide messenger RNA. RefSeq names its product clarin 3 (gene CLRN3). NCBI's taxonomy places the organism in Eukaryota, Metazoa, Chordata, Mammalia, Pholidota, Manidae. The coding region runs from base 168 to 857 and encodes 229 amino acids. The transcript is spliced from 3 exons. The record is from RefSeq and is a predicted model, not a curated record.